GGAAAGCAUCAUUUCAUUGAUUGAGACACCGACCUCGACAUGGGAAGCGUGAUGUUGUUCUCUUAUAUAAAUUUCGCGAAAUGGAGCGGCUAGAUGACAAUAGCCGUGUUGGAAUUGUGAAACGACGAGAUAUAUUUGUGCAGUUAUAAUGUUGCUGCUGCUGUAGUGUAACGUUGUGCCUCGAUGCUUACACAGACAGCUCCCUUGAAGCGGUUGUCAUACAGUUGCUGGAGCGCACGGGCGUUUGUUGCUGGGGAGGAUAUAUUUGUUGCUAACACUAGCACUAGCAGACGCUAGGCAUCUUGCCAUCGUGUUCCCUGCCUUUGGAUAAUAAUUGAGUCCUCAUGUUUUGCCGGUGUUUUUAUUCACAUUUCUUGAUUUUUGAUUCAUUUGGAAUCGCCAAAGUGUGGGCAGUGGACAGUACACGUCACUGAAGAUAAAACCGCUGAGUCUUUGCAGGAUGGAUAUGGAUUUGGGUGCUGGCGGGGACAGCGCUAGAAGAAAAAUGGAUUUGGCUGGGGAGGUGACUGAGGUGGUUCCUCUGGAAAUGUACGACUCCGCAAGAGCAAAAAUAGCUGCAAACCUUCGAUGGUUAUUCGCCAAAGCCUACGGCAUUGACAAUAUCCCAGAAGACCUGCGGGACCCGUUCUACACGGACCAGUAUGAGCAGGAGCACAUCAAGCCACCCGUGAUCCGGCUGCUGCUCUCCUGUGAGCUUUACUGCCGUGUCUGCGGCCUCAUCCUCAAGGGCGACCAGGUGGCAUCGCUGCAGUCGCACCUGUCUGUCAUUCAGGCGCUCUCGCGCAAGGGUAUCUAUGUGAUGGAGAGUGACGACACGCCGGUCACCGAGUCGGACCUCGGCUGCAUGCCCAUUAAAAUGAGUUCCCAUAUCCCGAUGAUCGAUGCCCUCAUGAUGGCCUACACUGUGGAGAUGAUCAGCAUCGAGCGGGUGGUGGCCUGUGUCAAGCGCUUCUCCACCUUCAGUGCCUCCAAGGAGCUGCCCUUUGACCUCGAGGAUGCCAUGGUCUUCUGGAUCAACAAGGUCAACAUGAAAAUGAGGGAGAUCUCCGAGAAGGAGGUCAAAGUAAAACAGCAUCUUUUGGAGUCGCCAAGUCACCAAAAGUCUCCCUCAAAAUGGUAUUGGAAACUAGUACCUGUGCGGUAUCGACGGGACCAUGCCUCGGGCCGACAGAUGCCCUACUUUCCCCUGGUGGAGGAACUGAUGAGAGACGUGUGCGAUGGAGCAGCUCUGCUGACCGUGGUCCACUAUUACUGCCCCAACGUGAUGAAGCUGGACGAUAUUUGCUUGAAGGAAGUGACCUCGAUAGCUGACAGUCUGUAUAAUAUCCAGCUCCUGAGGGAGUUUGCCACUGAGUACCUUAACAAAGGAUUUUAUCUGACACUAGAGGACAUGCUUUAUGCACCGCUUGUUCUCAAACAUAAUGUCAUGGUCUUCAUCGCUGAACUCUUCUGGUGGUUUGAAAUCGUCAAACCUGAAUUUGUACAGCCAAGGGAUAUCCAAGAAUCCAAAGAUGCCCGCUCAUUGGCUCAGCCCAAGAGCCUCCGGCCCUCCGUCCCCAUAUCCAACGCCACCAAACGCAGCUUCCUGGUCACACCUGGCAUGGCCGACCCAGCGCUUCCUGUUCAGAACAGUGCAGACGUGUGUAACAGGUAUCUCCUGCACCCCGAAGACUCUAACCCUCCGUCUAGCCCUGCUAAAGGCAGCCCCAGCUUCAGCCUCCCACACCCCCUCCUCCCCCUGAGGCAAAGGCAACAGAAGCCCCAGCAGGGUGAAGACAUGAUGGGCAGCCGAAUUCGCUCCAACUCGUUCACGCAAGACAGUCACAGAGGAGCAGGCUGGGCGGAAAAGAGACAGAGACCACUGUCCCAGAUGAACCGCUUCCUGCUCCAUUCGGCCACCGACAGUGACGUUGACAUGCACUCAGGCGAUAGUGCCAGUCUAACCUGCUCUAUCAGCGAGGACAGCCUGGCCGCGAGCAUCACCCCUAAGCACCAGGGCAUCCCCAGACGCGUCAACGGCCACGGCCUACUGGGCAACGUCAACAUGGUGGAGGAGGACGACGUGCAGCACCUGACCGUCGUCACCAGCGACAGCACAGUCUUGGCCAACGCUGAAGCGGAGUGCCAGAGCGCAGCCCCUGCGGUGAGAACUAAUUCCUGGUUGAGACAAGACGACAAGGUUUCAGAUGGGGGUUUCUAUCUGGAGCCCUUAAUGCCUGCUGCCUUGAAACCAGCAAAAGAGAAGUCUAUUAAUCUGAACAAGGAGGAGGAGUCAGGGGAGCUGUGUAAAAGCUCCACCGCCCGCAGAGUAGUUGGUGGCAGUAAUGGGGGAGGAGGAGGAGAGCAGUCUGCAUCUUUCCCCAGACGGAGAGCCACUCACAGCCUUAACCGGACCUUCACCCCCAACUCCAGUGCUGAGUUUGUUGCCCAGGCAGCGGAGGCGAACGCCACUGCUCAGUCUGAGACUCCACCCAUGGCACUGAGCCAAGCCUUCAAGCCACUGGCUGCCAGCAGUGCAGAGCUCUCCCCGACCGACCGCUCCCCCGGCUUCUUCCUGCACUCCUCAGCACCAGACGACGACAAGCAGCCCGAGCAGGCUUGGGAGAUGCAGUCGGACUCCGACACGUUGGAUCUAGCUGAUGAGCAGGAGCUCGAGCUCAGCAAGGACGAGCUGUACUCGGACAAGCAGCAGCUGGACGAGGAGGACCAGGAGUCGGCCAAGCUGCGCGAGGACAUGAGCGUCAAGGAGCACGAGGACAAGGACAAAGAAGGCGGCGGCCCGAGCAGCCGCUGCUCCAGCCCAGGCCUCAGCAGCGUCCACUCGGCGGCCAGCAGCGUGGCCAGCGGCAGCGUGCGCAUGACCAGCUUCGCCGAGCGCAAGCUGCACCACAGCCGCUUCGGCAGCAACCAGGACCUGCGCUCGGCCAGCAGCUCGCAGCGGACCACGCCGGACGGCUCGGAGAACAGCUACUCGCUGCCCGUCGUCACGUCCUGGCGCAGCAAGCGCGACCAGAGCCCGACGACGGGCCAGCAGGGGGGGAAGGACUCGGCCAACGUGCUGGCCUCCGAGCUGGUGCAGCUGCGCAUGCAGCUGGAGGAGAAGCGGCGCGCCAUCGAGACGCAGAAGCGCAAGAUGGAGGUGCUGUCGGCGCGGCAGCGGCUCAAGCUGGGCAAGGUGGCCUUCCUGCACAUCGUCAAGAAGGGCAAGAGCGACACGCUCCCGCAGCCAAUCAAGUCCAGCUACAGCUUCAAGGACGCAAAGAGGCUCAACGGGGAGAAAGAAAAAGAGGCCACGUCUAAAGACGACGCCUGCGUGGACGCGCUCCGAGCCGGGGCGAAGGAGGCGGCUAAGCAGUCGGAGGAGAAAGGGACGCUGGAGUGGGCGAGUAGCUGCAGCACGCCCGUGUCUCCCGUUAUCGAAUCGAAGAGCUUGGUGCAGGAGGAGGAGCUGGAUCUCAACGAGUGCAACCGUUCCAUCGAGAUGCUGAACGAUGCCAUCGGCAGCAUCCAGCAGCAGAUGAUGCAGUUGUCUCUGCAGCAGGAGCUGCUGAUGAAGCAGAACGUCAUGUCGCCGCCGUCCGCGUCUCCACUCGGGGACCAGGGGGACGUGCCCACGGAGGGGAAGUACCCCCAGGCCAUCCACUUCGAUAUGGCGCCGGCCACAAGUGGCACCGUGAGGAAGCCCCCGAAGCUGAGUUCCGCUCGAGGCAGCCGCUCCAAACCCUCGGAGCUCAAACUGGCCAAGGACGCCAAGCAGGCGGGUAAGGGUAGCACCCCAACACAGAGAGUGGCCAGCCCUGGGAGCAGGACCCCUAGAGCCGAGCCCGAGGAAGUCACGACGCCUGACGCUGGGAACCUGAGGAGCAGCACCCCCUUCCAGCUCAAUGAAGAGGCCAACCUCCGGAAGGCUGCCUCAAAAGUUCCGCUCGGUGUGUCCUACGACAAGGGAUUCCCUGACACUUUAGCAGAGUCGGAGUACGACACUCGUGACGCGGACCUAACGGAAGAAUUCAUGUCUGAAGAGGAGAUGAGAAGCAAGGCCAACCUGAUUGAGGUAGACUUGUCUGAGCUGGCCGGGGAGACGGGAGAGGAGCUAACCUCCCUCCUACUUGAUGCUGCUGCUGCUGAUGGUGGGGAUGGCGAGAAGAAAUCCGGCAUGGGCUUUUUUUUCAAGGAUGACCAGAAGGCUGAGGAUGAGCUGGCCAAGAAGCGAGCAGCGUUCCUUCUCAAGCAGCAGCGGAAGGCUGAGGAGACGCGGCUGCGCAAGCUGCAGCUGGAGGCCGACAGUGAGCAGAAGAGAGACGAGGCCAGGCGCAAGGCUGAUGCGGAUCGCAUCAGGAAGGAGGAGGAGAAGGCCCGACGGGAGCUCAUCAAGCAGGAGUACCUGAGGAGGAAGCAGCAGGAGAUCUUUGAGGAGCAGGGCCAGGGCCAGGGGCAGCCCAAGCCCAAGCCCAAGCCCAAACCCAAGAAGCAGCGGCCCAAAUCCGUGUUCCACGAUGAGUCCGUCUCCGAUGGCUAUCCCAAGUGCUCCCCUGCCAAUGAUAAUCUGAUCAACGCCCAGUCUGGCUCCAGCCUCUCCCUGGCCUCAGUAGCCACUACAGGGGCCGACAGCGUCAACUCAGGCGGGGCUGGGUCUCAGCGGGGAGAGUCUGUGGAAUCAUUCCCAGGCCUUAGCCGUAAUUCCAGUCGAGCUACAGAGAGGGACUGGGACAACGGGUCCACAGCAUCCUCCAUCACAUCCACGUCCAUGGCUGAGUACACCGGUCCAAAACUCUUUAAGGAGCCAAGUGCGAAGUCCAAUAAGCCGAUUAUUCACAAUGCCAUCGCCCACUGCUGUUUAGCUGGAAAGGUCAACGAACCACAUAAAAAUUCCAUCCUUGAGGAGCUGGAGAAGUGCGAGUCGAACCACCUGAUGAUUCUGUUCCGAGACGGGGGCUGCAUGUUCCGGGCCCUCUACUCCUACUUCCCAGACACGGAGGAAAUCCAGAAGUUAACGGGCACCGGGCCCAAGAACAUUAGCAAGAAGAUGAUCGACAAGCUCUACAAGUACAGCUCGGACCGCAAGCAGUUCACGGUCAUCCCAGCCAAGACUGUGUCGGUUAGUGUGGACGCCCUGACCAUCCACAACCACCUAUGGCAAGUCAAGAGACCCGGACCCAAGCGGAGCGGGAAAUGAACAGAACAAACGCACCGGACAAUGUGACUUGUGGAGACAGACUCCUGUAUUUGUCCCUCAUACUGUUGACGGAUGAGAGGCGACGAGAUCGAUGUUUGUUGAUGCUUGUGAGAAUGUCUGAACCUACUGGCUCUCGAUCUGACAUCUGAUCUGAUAAAGGGUUAUUGUUUGUUUUUGUUUGUUUGUUUUCCGUUCUUCCACUGCAGACCGGUUAGCAUGCCGUGGUGGUGGUGAUCAUGAUUUUUGUCGAUAACGGUCAUGAUUUCUUUGUCUCCACAUCAGUAGAUUCCUUGUUACUUGAAGUAUUUAUUGCUUUUGGCACUAAGUUCUUUGGCCUUGCCCACCCUCUCACCCCUGUGCCCUCGACACCCAGUUAUCAGACACACUAAACGGGGAAGAGGGGGGCAAGAGUAUUUAACUGCUCUGUUCUGUCGAAAAACUGUGGAUUUGUCUCUUCACUGUACAGAGUUAUGCGGACAAAAAAAAGGAACUGCUCAUUAUACCUGGACUCACUUUCCGCACAUCUUCAACGGACGUAAGGGCUCGGGGGUUGCAAAUUGCAAACCCCAUAACCCUGAACUCUUCAGAAGAAGAAAACGAAACAGUUUGGCGACUCGCUUCACUAUCUCUCUCUCUCUCUCUCUCUCUCGCUCUCUCGAAACCAUGCUGCUUGAAAAUGUCCUGGGAAAGCCCAGGCGCCAGUACGUUCGCCCUCACCCCUGGUGACGCUGUCGUCUUAUUUAUCCAGUGCUUUAAGAAGCUUGUCAGCCGUAGCACAGCUGUAUAAAGCUCUUUUAGGGUCCGACAAUAGGCCUUGGUACAAAUGUCAGAUGCUGUUCGUUUUGUCAGUUUGUUUGUUUUUCUUUCUCAGUUUUGUAUUUACUUUCAUGGAUCUGAUGUUAGGUAGAUGUGUUACUUCACUGGACUUUGUCCUGUAAAAUGGUGCACUUCAUCAUGUCCUAGUGCUUUUAUCAUGCAAUGUAAGCAGAAGUAAUGUCAACGCUUUCUCUCUGCUCCCUGGAUAUAUUUCUCUCUCUCUCUCUCUCUCUCUCUCUCUCUCUCUCUCUCUCUCUUCUCUCUCUCUCUCUCUGGAUAUAUCUCUCUCUCUCUCUCUCUCUCUCUCUCUCUCUCUCUCUCUCUCUCUCUCUCUCUCUCUCUCUCUCUCUCUCUCUCUCUGUCUCUGUCUCUCUCUCUCUCUGUCUGUCUCCCUCCUCUCUUGAAAGAUGCUCUAUCACAAGGAGUAUGUGGCUAUCAAAUUGAAUGACAGUACCCAAUAUAUUCAUAAUUCUUUUAACUUUGCCAUUGUCGUGGAGUUAUUUCCUGGCACGUAGAACAUUCCGCUACUAUGUCACCACUGCUGAAUCUAUCCCGUUUUUUUGUUCUUUCAUUUAUUUAUUUUUUAUUUUUAUUUUUGUUUGUUUUGGUUUGUAGAAGCCACAUGCCGGCCUCGAUCAAACGGAAGUGUCGCACAAGCACUUUAUACACGCUGACUAAGUUACAUGAGGGAGUUUCACUACGCGCUCACAAAUAUAGGCCUGUGUCAAAAAUGUCUGGUGGAACUAUACAUGGUUUAUUCAGUGCGUGAGACAUUUUGAAUAUGUUUGUUUAAAAAUGAUUUGCUUGUUUGUUUCUGCAGUCAUUUGGUCCUCCCAAAUAAUUCUGGUACUGUCAUCUGACUUUCACCUGGAUGAAAACUCGACAAAACAGGAUUAGAAGAGGUUGUAGGUUCUUUGUUCAACUUAAACACUUAGAUAGUGUCCUAACAAACCAAACACUAAGAUGUAGUACUGACCAGAGCAAGCUGAAGGUCCACCAGGAGCUCUCAAACUACUGGUUCCAAAAAAGGCUUUAGGAAACUUGAUUCUAAUAUGUUGCUGCAUUUUGUUUACUUUUAAAUAGGAGUUUUGUAUAUUAAUUGUUUUAUACUCACAAAAAGAUUGUAUUGAAAUCCAUCACCAUUUUUAAUACUGUGCUUUUCAUGCUUGGUCAUUUUAAAAGUUUCUUUAUCAUACCACUUAUUUAUUUUAAAAAGAGGCACUGAAAAUCAAUAAAUAUGUCGUCAAUAAAACCAUUUCCACCCUUUU
Alosa alosa (allis shad) is the source of this 7281-nucleotide messenger RNA. It is a transcript of the gene camsap1b, whose product is annotated as calmodulin regulated spectrin-associated protein 1b. Gene Ontology annotation, cellular component: microtubule minus-end. The coding region runs from base 461 to 5197 and encodes 1578 amino acids. NCBI's taxonomy places the organism in Eukaryota, Metazoa, Chordata, Actinopteri, Clupeiformes, Clupeidae. Gene Ontology annotation, biological process: cytoplasmic microtubule organization; neuron projection development; negative regulation of microtubule depolymerization. The record is from RefSeq and is a predicted model, not a curated record. The transcript is spliced from 19 exons. Gene Ontology annotation, molecular function: spectrin binding; microtubule minus-end binding; calmodulin binding.